AUGUGGAGCUACCAGGUGGCUCAGGGUUUGGUUUUUGCCAUUGAGGAAAUCAACAGGGACUCCCACCUGCUUCCCAACAUCACACUGGGCUUCUCCAUCUGGAACUCUGGGGACUUGGUGGCUGAUGCCCUCCACAAGGCCAUGAGCUUCCUCACAGGCCGGGAAGAGCCCAUCCCCAACUAUGUGUGUCAAGCUAGGCCGCCCAGAGUUGCCCUGGUUGGAGAGUUGAGGUCCACUCUGUCUAUCCCCGUGGCCAGGCUGCUGGGACGCUACAAGUUCCCCCAGGUCAGCUACGCAUCCACUGUGGCCAGCCUCAGUGACAAGACUCAGUUCCCGUCCUUCUUGCGGACUGUGGCCAGUGACCUCACAGGCUCCCACAUGCUAGUCCAACUGGUGCUCUACUUUAAGUGGCACUGGGUGGACGUUCUGGCCCAAGAUGAUGACUACGGCCAACAGGGCAGUGCUCUGGUGAUCCAGGAACUGGUUCAAGCUGGCGUCUGCAUUGAUUUACACCUUCAUGUCCCUUCUCAGCAUCUCCCAGAGAAGACCCUAGCCAUCCUCAGGAAAAUGGACAUCUGUACUGCUAAGGUCUUUCUGGUCUUCCUGAGCACCUCAAAUUUCUACGUUAUUCUACAGGCACUGGUGGGCAGUGGGAUCUUGGGCCGAGUGUGGGUCAGCAAGGACACACUGCACAGUGUGCUGGCCCUGGCCAUCCCAGGCAUCUCUCAGGUCCUACACGCCUCCUUCAGCCUCAUGCCACACCACAGCCAGGUCCCGGGCUUUCUAGAAUUCCUCGCUCACCUGCAUCCUGCCCGGGCCCCAGAAGACAUGUUCACCCAGAGGUUCUGGGAAGUCACCUUUGGAUGCACCUGGCCCCAAAGAAGUCAAAGUCUAAUGGGAAGUGGCACUGCUGGAGAAGGGGCUCAGUUCUGCUCAGAGAACGAGAGCCUAGGAGGCCAGGAGUACCUUUUCCAGAAUGUGAGUAACUUGGACCUUGCAUACCCAGCAGUCUACAGCGUGGCCCACGCUCUGCACGACAUGGUCACCUAUGAACAUGGUGAUGGACUGUGUGCAGAGAUGCUGUGCUUUCAUCCCUGGCAGUUCCUGCAUCACCUUAGGAAGGUACAUUUCAUGACUCCCAAUGGGAGGGAGAUUGUUUUCGAUGAAAAUGGAGACAUACUUGCAAAAUUUGACAUUCUCCAUGGGCAGAAAACCACCAACGACCUGUUCCAUUUUGUCCAUGUUGGCACCAUUGACCAGCAGUUCUCUUCAGGAGACAGAGUGCUCAGCCACUGGACAAAGGAAGAGCUUCAGGUCCCAAACUCCAGCUGCAGCGCGAGUUGCUCUCCAGGCUUCAGCCAGAUCCCCCUGCAGGGUGCCCCUCACUGCUGUUUCGAGUGCAGGCCCUGCCCAGAAGGGCAGUUUGCAAACCAGACAGACAUGACGCAGUGCCUUCCAUGCCCCACAGAUCAGUACUCAAGCGAUGCCAGAAACCACUGCCUGCCCAGGACGGAGAUCUUCCUGGACUUUGAUGAACCCCUGGGGCUCAUGCUGACCUCAGCUGCACUCACGCUGGCCAGCCUCGUGCUGCUGGUCCUGGUGGUGUUCUUGAAAUACCGGGACACACCUGUGGUCAAGGCCAACAACCGGAUUCUCAGCUAUGUGCUCCUGGCCUCCCUGCUCCUCUGUGCUCUGUGUUCCUUGCUCUUCCUUGGCCGCCCCACCAUUGCCACCUGCCUCCUCCGCCAGACCACCUUUGCUAUCAUAUUCACUGUAGCUGUCUCCUCCAUUCUGGCCAAAACCCUCACUGUGGUCCUGGCCUUCAGGGCCACCAGGCCAGGGGUCAGGUUACAGGUGUUCCUGGGACCUGGCACCUCCACCUCCGUUGUCCUAAUGACAUCCUUGGUCCAAGUGAUUCUCUGUGGGGUCUGGCUGGGCACCUCCCCACCAUUCCCAGACAGGGACAAGGCCUCUGAGCCCAGCCACAUCAUUAUCCAGUGCCAGGAGGGCUCUGGAGCCGCCUUCUCCUACGUGCUGGGCUACUUGGGCCUCCUGGCUGGGGUCACCUUCGUGGUAGCCUUCCUUGCCAGGGGUCUUCCAGAUGCCUUCAAUGAGACCAAGUUUCUCACGUUCAGCAUGCUGCUCUUCUGCAGUGUCUGGGUGGCCUUCCUGCCCCUCUACCACAGCGCUCAUGGCAAAGCCACCGUAGCCGUGGAGAUCUUCUCCAUCCUGACCUCCACGGCUGGGCUGCUGUGCAGCAUUUUCCUGCCCAAAUGCUACAUCAUCUUGCUGAGGCCUGAGAGGAAUGUCCCAGGCCGGCUGAGAUGUGGACGCUGAGCUCAGCAGAACAUGCAAAGUGAGAAGCUCCAGGACAGGAAUCUCCCAGGCCAUCGCCACAAAGCCCCAUAG
Molecule: messenger RNA, 2409 nt
Organism: Echinops telfairi (small Madagascar hedgehog)
Lineage: Eukaryota; Metazoa; Chordata; Mammalia; Afrosoricida; Tenrecidae
Product: vomeronasal type-2 receptor 26
Biological process (GO): G protein-coupled receptor signaling pathway
Cellular component (GO): membrane
Molecular function (GO): G protein-coupled receptor activity
Source: RefSeq, a predicted model, not a curated record